Alternaria triticimaculans is the source of this 582-nucleotide messenger RNA. RefSeq lists its product as uncharacterized. Bases 1 to 582 code for a protein of 193 amino acids. The transcript is spliced from 2 exons. NCBI's taxonomy places the organism in Eukaryota, Fungi, Ascomycota, Dothideomycetes, Pleosporales, Pleosporaceae. The record is from RefSeq and is a predicted model, not a curated record.
AUGCACAACACCAUCGCCGCCGGCCUCGUUACCCUCAUUUUGCCUUCUCUAGGCCACGACGUCCAAUUCUAUACCGGCAUCCAUUGCCGAGGCGAACGUCUUGGUGGAGUAGUCGGCUUGACGCCAGAUGAUGGUUGUCAGGACGGCAGCUUAUACAGCACCAACGCUCAAUCUGUCUACAUCGCCCAAGGAGAUACCGAUGAAGACCUUAUGAUCGCCUUCUAUAAGGGUGACAACUGUCCUCUCGAUAACGCUGUCGCAAAAGGAAACGACGGUGCGUGCCUGAGCGUCGGCGGGGCCUACCAGCAGUUCGGUUCCUACAACGCUCUUCCCAUCAUCUCGGCUCAGUCCCAAGUGAAUGAUAUUCCUUCGAAGCUCCAGCAUGGGGCUUUGUUUGAAGAUGAUGGUGGUGUCCAAUGGCGCCUGCAGCAGAUAGCAGAGAACGCUUUUAGAGGCGUUCGUGCAGAUGAGUGGUCUUCCACCAUGCGCACUGCCAACACGCAGCCUCUGCCCGAGUUUGACGACAUGCACACCAAGUCGCAGAAGACCCCAAUAAGAACUCCGCCGAAAACGCAAGAGUGA